Magnolia sinica is the source of this 1792-nucleotide messenger RNA. RefSeq names its product magnesium transporter MRS2-4. Lineage: Eukaryota; Viridiplantae; Streptophyta; Magnoliopsida; Magnoliales; Magnoliaceae. The record is from RefSeq and is a predicted model, not a curated record. Gene Ontology annotation, molecular function: magnesium ion transmembrane transporter activity. The transcript has 4 exons. The coding region runs from base 196 to 1542 and encodes 448 amino acids. Gene Ontology annotation, cellular component: membrane. Gene Ontology annotation, biological process: transmembrane transport; magnesium ion transport.
UGUUGUUAGAAAAGGCUCAAAUCCAGCGGCUAGAAUCCGACGUUGGGUAUAUGUAAUGUAAGACGUCAGUAUGUAUUCUAACAGGCUUUAAAGAAACUUCCUCCCCUGAAUAAACUCAAAACAGAGCGAGCGAAAUAAAAAAGAAGGGUCGAAUAAGAGGGAGAGAGGGAGGGAGGCGAAUGGUGUGGGAAGAGGAUGGGGAAGAAGAAAACCCCUUUCUCCUUCCGGAAGAAAUUCCUUACGUCGAGGAAGACGGAGAUGCAACCAAUCGACCCUUCAUCUUCAGCCAACGCCGGCAGAUCCAACCCCGGCACCGGCACCGGCACCGGCACCGGCACAGUUCUUGCCAGCGCUCCGUCGAAGAGCAGUAAGAAGAAGACGGGAUCUCGCUUGUGGAUGAGUUUCGACAUCGCGGGACAAUCGGAGCUCAUUGAAUGUGACAAGAACACCAUCAUGAAGCGUGUCUCCAUCCCUGCCCGAGACCUCAGGAUCCUCGGCCCCGUCUUCUCCCAUUCCUCCAACAUUCUCGCCAGAGAGAGAGCCAUGGUUGUGAAUUUAGAAUUUAUAAAGGCGAUAGUUACCGCGGAGGAAGUGCUGCUGCUGGAUCCUUUGAGCCAGGAAGUUCUUCCUUUUGUGGAUCAACUAAGGCAACAGCUGCCUCUUAAGAGCCCAUUUAGAAUUCAUGAGUCUGGCCCCACAGACAUGCAAGAAAAAGAGAGGCGCUCAACUGAUGGGCAAUGGUUGCCUGUUCCUGAUGCAGCUGAAGGUUUGCAGAGUGAACUACCGUUUGAGUUUCAGGUCCUGGAGAUUGCAUUGGAGGUUGUAUGUUCGUAUUUGGACUCAAGUGUGGUGGAUCUAGAAAUAAAUGCGUACCCCAUCCUAGACGAGCUAGCCAGGUAUGUUAGCACUAAGAAUCUGGAGCGUGUCCGGAGCCUGAAGAGCCAUCUUACCCGUCUGCUUGCACGUGUACAGAAGGUCAGAGAUGAGAUUGAGCAUCUUUUAGAUGAUAAUGAAGACAUGGCACAUCUGUACCUGACAAGGAAGCAGAUUCAAAUUCAACAGUUUGAAGCUUUGGCGGCUGCUGGGGCUUCAAACAGUUCCAUCACUUUUGCUUCAAACCUACCACGGGCUAUUUCAAACAUUCAAAGCAACGCAAGUAUGAUCACAAGCAUCCAUUCUGAUGAUCAUGAUGUGGAGGAUUUGGAGAUGUUGCUUGAGGCUUAUUUCAUGCAGCUGGAUGGGACCCGUAACAAGAUACUGUCGGUACGUGAAUAUAUUGAUGACACGGAAGACUAUGUCAACAUCCAACUUGACAACCAGAGAAAUGAACUAAUUCAGCUCCAACUGACAUUAACUAUAGCGUCCUUUGCAAUAGCUCUCGAGACACUGGUUGCUGGGGCGUUUGGUAUGAACAUACCUUGCUCAUUGUACAGUGUAAAUGGCGCCUUUGUCCCCAUAAUUGGUGGCACAACAUCCAUAUGCUUUGUGCUCUUCCUGAUCAUUCUGGGCUAUGCCAGAUGGAAGAAGCUGCUAGGUUCAUAAUCAAUCUUGUUCUUGGCAACAACGGAAGGUUGUUGUAUCAAUCAAGACUUUGUUCAUUGGUGGAGUUGGCACAUUGGAAGAAUUGUUUCAUAGCAAUGUCUUGUGCUUAAGCAGUGUAUAUGUUGUAAGCUUUUUCACAGCUAUAGCAAUCCAAUAUUCGCAGAAAAAUCAUGCAGGGGAAUACAUCAGCUGGAGCUGAAGAGAAUUCUGUAGCAUUUAGUUCUGAACUAAUAUAGAGAUCUUUUGUUGA